Molecule: messenger RNA, 516 nt
Organism: Necator americanus (New World hookworm)
Lineage: Eukaryota; Metazoa; Nematoda; Chromadorea; Rhabditida; Ancylostomatidae
Exons: 6
Coding region: 1-516 (171 amino acids)
Source: RefSeq, a predicted model, not a curated record
AUGACACAACCAACGUACGGUGGCGGUCAUACUGUAUGGUAUCCACAAGCGCUGGAGUACGUGCAUCAACGAUGGAGGGAACAUGGCGAGGAGAACAAUAAUGCCAUCACGAGGCCAUAUAAACCACGAUACAGACCAAACUAUGGCAAUGACGACUACAACAGUGCUCCACCUUCACCGCCGCAAUAUGUGGAACCACCGAGCAGCUAUCGUCCACGAUACCGUCCUUCAACGGAUGAGGAUAAUUACGACUUCCAACCGAGAAACAUCAAUCAAGGACUCUCUCAGCCAAGCAAUCAUGUAAGCGAGCUAGGACCUGUACCACCAAGUGGCCCACCUCCUGGGAUUCAUCCACCAGUUCAACUUCGAAACGGAUUCCUUCAUUUCAUUCUACUUGUAGGAAUGGAUGUCAUAGCUCCACCAUUCCCAGAGCCACGUGAAGAUAGAUUGCGAAUCGAAGGAGAAAAGAAGAGUUGGAAUUCGGAUUUUCGCAAAACACACGAAGAGAAUCAGUAG